This is a messenger RNA of Naegleria lovaniensis, 3282 nucleotides long. RefSeq lists its product as uncharacterized. The coding region runs from base 1 to 3282 and encodes 1093 amino acids. Gene Ontology annotation, biological process: antibiotic biosynthetic process. The transcript has a single exon. Gene Ontology annotation, molecular function: hydrolase activity, acting on carbon-nitrogen (but not peptide) bonds, in linear amides. Lineage: Eukaryota; Heterolobosea; Eutetramitea; Acrasida; Naegleriidae. The record is from RefSeq and is a predicted model, not a curated record.
AUGUCUUCCUCCAAAACCCCACUCACACCUACUUCUGUCAAAACACCCACGCACUCCCCAACAACUUCAGGAGGAGGUCUUUUCCGAGUGCUUUCUAAUUUAUCACAGCAACAUGCACAGGGAUCAUUACACAACACUCAACCCUCCCAAAAACCUCCUCUUCAAGUUGCAUCCUCAAGCAUACAUGUAGCCACAACACAACCAACGAGACGAAACAGUGAUGAUUCCGAUGAUGAUGCAUCCAACAAGAAUCAAUGGAAGAAAUCUCUCACAACAUUGAUCAUCACACUUUUAAUUAUUUUAGGUGCAUUGAUGAUGAUUUUCGCAACACUUGGAAUGUCUUUCAGUGUCUAUGGCUUGUAUCCAUCACAAUGUGCGAAAUGUCAAAAUGCUCUCUAUGCCAUUUUCAUUACUCUAAGUAUUGGUGUUGUCGGAGCUUUGACAGCUCUCAUUGGCUAUUUGAUUGUGAGUCGAGGAUUAUUGACCAUUUGCUCCUCUUCGACGUCUUCGUCAUCAUCGUCAAACUCCAACAACACAUCCAAUGAAGAUCCUCUGGUACAUUUAGUGAAAACAAAAUUUCGAAACAUUCGUGCUUGUCCAUGUUCGAGUUUGGGUUUUCGAAUUGCAGAAUCCAUUCUGUUGAUUUCAAUGAUUGUCAUUGGUGUGUUUCUGUUUGUGGUAUUUUUGGCAAUUUAUAUUGCAUUUAUGGUCAUUGUGGAUAGUUCAAUGGUGCGAAAGAGUGGAUCCAUUCAAUUAUCGAAUAUGGUCAUUUUGGAAACGAGUGCACUGAAAACAAUUCCAUCGUAUCUGACACCAAAUUCACAAAUUCAAAUCAAACGAGAUGCUCAUGGAUUAAUUUACGUGACAGGAGAAACAGAAUAUGAUAUCAUGUUUGGACAAGGAUAUGCAUCAGCUCAGGAUCGAUUAUUUGAAAUGGAUCUCGUUCGAAGAGCAGCUCAAGGACGUUUAUCAGAAUUGGCUGGAAGUGCCACUUUGGAAGAUGACAAACUUGCUCGUUAUAUUGGUUAUGGAAGAUUGGCAAAAAAAGAAUUACAAUAUUUGGAUGAAAGAGCGAACAAUACACUUCAAGCAUAUGCAGACGGAGUGAAUGCUUAUUUACAAAGUGGUAAUUCAAUGCCAUUGGAAGUGACGUUAUUGGGAUACACGUUAGAACCUUGGACACCAUAUGAUUCACUCACUGUUGUGAAAUAUAUGGAAUCCAUCAUGUCUGCAAAUUGGCAUGACGAGGAGUUGAGAUACACUGCCAUGUCACAAAACAACGUGACAUUAGCAAGAAUGGAAGUGUUGGACCCUCCAAUUCCAUUCGACGCUGCUACUGUACUCUCGAAACAAGAGUUGGGGUUGAAUACCACUCUCGAACAAGAUUUGCAAUUGGAAUGGAAACUCACUCGAAAUAAUACUGGUGCUUUUAUUCCAAAAACUAGUGCUACCAACCGACGAAGAAAUAGACACAUCAUGAAAAGUAUUCAUUUUGCAUCGUCGCAAAGUCAUUUUGAAGCUUUUGACGAGAAGGACAAUCAAAAUGCUGAUCAAAAUUAUGCUUUCAUGUACAAAACGUUGAAUGAUCUGUUGAGAAAAACAAAGAGAGCCAUUGGAUCCAAUAAUUGGGCAGUUCACAAAAAUUUCACUGAUAGCGUGAAUGGAUAUCUUGCCAAUGAUCCACAUCUCUUUGUGCAAACACCGAAUCAGUUCUAUCUUGUGAAUAUGAAAUAUGUGAGACCAUAUGUCAGUACUAAUUCACAACAACCCAAGGAAUUACUUGGUGCUGCUUUUCCUGGAGUUCCAGGAAUUGUUCUUGGAAGAAAUGAAUAUAUUGCUUGGGGAAUUACACUUGCAUAUACAGAUGUUCAAGAUAUUUACAUGUUAAAAGCUGAUUCUACGAAGGAGGAUCAUUACGUGGUCGAUGGUGUUUCAUUGCCAUUCAAAACAUCCACCGAAACGAUCAAAUCCUCAGAUUCUGCAUCUGUGACCAUCAAAAUUCGAGAAUCCAUUUUUGGUACAAUUGUUGGUUCAAGUUCUACCGAGCUUUUUGCCUAUCGAUGGGUUGCCCAACAAGACAAUGACAAGUCCUUCAAUUCUCUGAUCAAUCUCAUGUUCAGUAAGAAUUGGAAUGAAUUUCGCACGAGUGUGAAUGGAAUGACCUCCAUUAUUUUCAAUUUUGCUUACUCGGAUGUAUACGGAAAUAUUGGUUACAAAUUAUCUGGAUUAAUUCCAAUACGUAGAGAAGGUCAUACUGGUCGAUAUAUUGUCCGAGGAGAUACCAUGGCAUGGGACUAUUCAGGUUAUUUACCAACGAGUCAAAAUCCUGAAUUGUUGAAUCCAGCUAAGGGUUAUGUGAGCUCUGCCAAUAACAGAAUAGUUCCUCCUGGUUAUCCAAUUUUGGUGAGCACAAAUUACUUUUUCUCUUAUCGACAACAACGAAUUCAAGAAUUGAUGGAUGCAUUAAUUGCAAAUGUUAAAACAUCUGGAACUAAAGUUACACUACAAAAUAUGAUAGAUAUUCAAUUGGAUACAUAUAGUAUGUUGUAUCGAGAAUAUCGAUUCAUGUUUGUGAACAUGACAAGUGACGUUGCACGACGUGCCUCCACUAGUUCAUAUGCUUCCAAACGCAAAUACUCACAACAUCUUCAAGCUCUGCUGUCAUGGGACGGUUACAUGAAACGUACCUCUACUGAGGCCUCACUUUUUGAAGGAUUUUUAAGAUACUUGAGUACACUUGUUUCCAAAGAAUUUGGUGACACUACAGAAACUAAGAAAAUGGCUCUCUUCUACUUUUACAAGGAUGCCAUGCUAAGAAACAAUGACUCGGCAUGUCUCGCCAAGAAUUUCACAUCAUGCACAGACUAUGGAGCUGCUACUUUCAUCCGAGUGGUUGAUUUAUUUUACAAUCAAUAUGAAAAAAUUCCAACAUGGGGAGAAAUUCACACGAGUCCCAUUCAUCACAUCUCUCGAAAAGAUACUCCAAUUUUGGGAUGUCUCUCAAAAAUUACACUCGCUACAGAUGGAGGAACAGAAACCAUUCUUUUGAAUAAUAUGAAUGAAAAUUAUGAAACCAUCGAAGCUCCAGUGUAUAGAGAAAUUAUUUCAUUCAAUUCGGUGAAUUUGGAUCGUUUCAUCAUUCCAACUGGAAAUGAUGGAAAUUUAUUUAGCAAAACGUAUGAUAAUAUGGGAAAUUUAUAUGCCAAAGGUCAAUAUUUAAGUUUUGUUGCCAAUGCAAGUCAAGUGACUGCUACAGAUACCUAUGUCAUUCAUGUCAAGUAA